Trypanosoma grayi is the source of this 1419-nucleotide messenger RNA. RefSeq names its product mitochondrial RNA editing ligase 1. The coding region runs from base 1 to 1419 and encodes 472 amino acids. Lineage: Eukaryota; Euglenozoa; Kinetoplastea; Trypanosomatida; Trypanosomatidae. Gene Ontology annotation, molecular function: ATP binding; RNA ligase (ATP) activity. The transcript has a single exon. The record is from RefSeq and is a predicted model, not a curated record.
AUGCCGCACCGGCGGCUGGUUGCAGAGUGGGUAGCGGCGUCCCUGAGCUCUGCGGUGCGGCGCCGAAUCACGCUCGUGCCGUGCCGCAGCAGUGUGCUGCACGGCGCCGCCGCCACUGCGGCGGUUGCAACGCAAAGGCGUGCAUACAUGCCGCUACCGAAUGAUCAAAGUGACUUCUCACCGUACAUUGAGAUUGAUCUGCCGAGUGAGAGCCGUAUUCAGGCGGUGAACAAGAGCGGCCUUGGCGCGCAGGAGUGGGUGGCGUGCGAGAAGGUACAUGGCACCAACUUCGGCAUCUAUCUCAUUCACCAGGACGACAAGGAGGUGGUGCGUUUUUCCAAGCGUAGCGGCAUCAUGGACCCAAAUGAGAAUUUCUUUGGCUAUCACAUACUCAUUGACGAAUUUACGGCACAGGUUCGCAUUCUGAGUGAUCUUCUUAAACAGAAGUACGGCCUGAGCAGGAUCGGCCGCGUGGUUCUCAACGGCGAGCUCUUCGGCGCCAAGUACAAGCACCCGCUUGUCCCUAAAAGCGAGAAGUGGUGCACGAUGCCUAAUGGAAAGCGUUUUCCGAUUGCCGGUGUGCAGAUCCAGCGUGAGCCAUUCCCGCAGUACAGCCCCGAGCUUCACUUCUACGCCUUCGACGUCCGGUACUCCGUGAGCGGGGCGGAGGAGGACUUUGUACUACUCGGCUACGAUGAGUUCGUGGAGUUCUGCAGCAAGGUGCCGAACUUACUUUACGCCAAGGCGCUGGUGCGUGGGACGCUGGACGAGUGCCUUGCCUUCGACGUGGAGAACUUCUUCACGCCGCUGCCGGCACUGCUAGGCCUCGGCAAUUACCCGCUGGAGGGCAAUCUCGCAGAGGGCGUCGUCAUCCGCCACGUGCGCCGCGGCGACCCGGCGAUUGAGCGGCACAACGUUGCUACGAUCAUGAAGCUGCGCUGCUCGAGCUUCAUGGAGCUGAAGCACCCGGGCAAGCAGAAGGAGCUGAAGGACACAUUCAUCGACACGGUGCGAGCGGGCGCCUUGCGACGCGUGCGCGGCAAUGUGACGGUCAUCGCGGACUCGAUGCUGCCACAGGUGGAGGCGGCGGCGAACAACCUGCUGCUCAACAACGUGAGCGACGGUCGGCUUAGCAACGUUCUCUCCAAGGUCGGGCGCGAGCCGCUGCUGUCCGGCGAGGUGUCGCAGAGUGAUGUGGCGCUCAUGCUCGCUAAGGACGCGCUAAAGGAUUUCCUCAAGGAGGUGGACGCUCUGGUGCUGAACACGAGCCUCGCCUUCCGCAAGGCGCUCAUCUCGAACGCCUACUUCGAGUCAAGGCGGCUCGUGGCACAGAAGUGGAAGGAGUUAGUGCGUGAAGAGGCGGCCGCACAGAAGGAGGCGGACUCUGCGGCGCUGCAAGAGACACAACCGAGCGUGUGA